AUGAACACACCCAAUAACAACAGCACUAAUGGCAACCGCAUCAUUCCUUUAACUUGUUCUGGACAUACACGUCCUGUUGUCGACAUUCAAUUUUCAUCCAUCACGCCACAAGGAAAAUACUACUUGAUAUCGGCUUGCAAAGAUGGCAAUCCUAUGUUGCGUGAAGGCGUUACAGGCGACUGGAUAGGCACAUUUCAAGGGCAUAAAGGAGCUGUUUGGAGCGCAAGACUUUCUCGAGAUGCUGAAAAGGCAGUGACUGGAUCAGCCGACUUUAGUGCCAAAGUGUGGAAUACGCACAAUGGUCAAGAACUGCAUUCAUUUGUUCACAAUCACAUUGUCCGUGCUGCUGAUUUCAACGAGGACAGUACCAAGAUCUUGACGGGUGGCAAGGAGCAGAAGCUGAGAAUCUUUGACCUGUAUCGACCCGAAGCACCGCCCAUGGAGUUGCAAGGCCAUGAAGGUAUGAUUAAGGCAGUUGUAUGGGACGAAGCACAUCGCCAUUCCGUAUUGAGCGCUGGCGAUGAUGCUACUGUCCGUAUCUGGGAUCUGCGUACCAUGCGUCAGAGCGGCACUAUCCAAUGCGAGGCACCCAUCUCUACCAUGACAUUUGACGGCAGUGGUGAGUAUAUUGCGUGGGCUGCUGGAAAGACUGCCAACUUCUGGAAGCCUGGAUCUAGCUUUGAGGAUGUCAAGACCAUUGUCACCAAGGAGAAAACGUCCUCUGUCUCUUUGCAUCCUGGCCAUAAGAAGUUUGUUGCUGGAAGUGAUGAGGAUCUGUGGGUUCGUAUUUACGACUUUGAGUCUGGUGAAGUCUCAGAGGUCUACAAGGGCCAUCAUGGACCCAUUCAUACAGUAAGCUACAGCCCUGAUGGUGAAAUUUAUGCAACUGGAUCAGAAGAUGGCACCAUUCGUUUAUGGCAGACAGACCCAACAAAAUCCUAUGGAUUGUGGCAAAAAUAG
Messenger RNA from Mucor velutinosus, 960 nucleotides. RefSeq names its product E3 ubiquitin-protein ligase rad18 (gene RAD18). Gene Ontology annotation, cellular component: SMN complex. The transcript has 3 exons. Gene Ontology annotation, biological process: spliceosomal snRNP assembly. Lineage: Eukaryota; Fungi; Mucoromycota; Mucoromycetes; Mucorales; Mucoraceae. Gene Ontology annotation, molecular function: protein binding; RNA binding. The coding region runs from base 1 to 960 and encodes 319 amino acids. The record is from RefSeq and is a predicted model, not a curated record.